UGGUUCUAUUUAAGAAAUAUAGCAUUUCGAACCACUUUUAUGCUGAUGACACUCAGAUGUAUCUGCCUAAAGUCUGGAGAUGUUAAAUCACUCUUUGAGUGUCUAAAAGAUGUAAAAUGCUGGAUGAAUAAUAACUUUCUCCAGUUAAAUGAGAAAAAGACAGAAUUCAUUAUAUUUGGCUCUAGUAGCUGUGCAAAUAAUAUAGCAACAAAUCUAUGUCCUCUGUCAUCUAAUCUGAAUACAUAAGAAUCUGGGUUUUUAUCUUUGGCACAGAGUUAAAGUUUGACAAACAAAUCAAUUCAGUUGUGAAGAAUAGUUUAUUUUAAUUGCGAAAUAUCGCUAAAUUCAAAUCUGUCUUAUCUUUCACUAUCAUUAAUGCAAGGCUUUGUAUCUGGGUGUAAGUCAUCACUGUCACGUCUUCAGGGAGUUCAAAAUGCUGCAGCAAGGUGCUGACAAACACAGGAAGAUGGAUUUCAAAUAUUGAAGAUUCAUCAUAUAUAGAUGUCAUAGAGGUAAGGAAGACGGCUCAUUAACCACUAAAAACUGUCAAUCAAAUGCAGUGUUUACCAGAUGCUACGAUUUUUCACAUACAUCUCUGCGACGUACAUGUGCUAUCUGGGAAGAGGGAUCAUAUAUCCCCUAUUCUGGCCUCUUUACACCAGUUCAUUUUAGAAUAAAGUACAAGGUACUUUUGUAUAGGCCUACUUCUAAAGCUCUGACUGACACCAAAACAUAUUUCUGAGCUUAUAAAUUUUAGUUGCUCACAGAGAUCCCAAUAUCAGCUGCUCCUUAAAAAUGAUUGUGGUUCCUCAGUUGCUGCUUCUAAGUGCCGGGAGAGUUUACCAAUGUCUAUCAGAUCGUCUACCUCAGUAGACUUAUUUAAAACUUGUCUUAAGAUGUUGUUUGAUGAGGCCUUUGCUACUUUGUAAAAACCAUUAGGUUUGUAUUAAAAGUUUAUUAUUAUUAUAUUAUCUUUCUCUUGUUUAAAUGGUAUUAUCUCUUUCCCCCUAUCUUAUUGUGUUUAUUUUGUAUGAGUUCUAUCCUUGUAUUUUGUGUUUUAUCUACUCCCUUUGAAAUUGUACAGCACGUUUAAACAUCUUUGAGCCUACAUUCAGUACGAGUAAAAUACUUAAGCACUGUUAAAAUAAGAUACUUAAGACAUUUGCUGAAGUUGUAUUGGAAUUAGUGGCAUGUUAUAACAACUGAAACUCUUUACAAAAGGGUAGAAUCAUUAUUACAGGGAGAGUUUGGUUGUAUUGUUCCCUUUUACUCAUUUGCUAGAAAGUAAUACCUUCAAAACUUCACACUCCUGUCCAGUGGGUGGCGGUAAAACACGCUUGUUUGCCAACCACCAUUAAACCUCAGAGGAAGAAGAUUAGUUUUCAGCAUGUUUUCUGGUGUUGCGAUGUAUUGUGUUGUAUUGACUUAAUGUAAACUGUUAGAAAUAGUAGAAAAUACAUUUUGAAUUAGGUCAAUAAAUACUUAAUAUCCCAUCCUCAUAGACGGUAUAAGGUUAGAAGCGAGCAGGAAUAUCUGGAGGAGUAUCAACUGAACUGAGAUCUGCUGCUGUGAAGAUGGUGUUUGUUAAAGAGGAGAGUGAGGAGGACAUGAGUGAACCAGAACCCUGGAGAAUAAAACACGAGGAACAAGGAGGCCUGGUGAAAGUGAAAGAGGAAAGAGAAGAUCUGAAUGAAGUGGAGGAGAAAUAUCAGCUUCAGAAAGCUCAUGAUUUCACCGUUGGAGAAAAACCAUUAAGUUCUUCCAAAACUGAAAACAGUUGCUCACAAAGCAGCAUUCAAAUAACAGAAGUCAAAAAGCUAUUCACCUGUUCUCAGUGUGAAAAUACUUUCACACGUAAAGGAAGCCUUUUGAAUCACAUGUUAAUUCAUACUGGAAAAAGGCCUUUCACAUGCUCUCAGUGUGGAAACACUUUCACACGUAAGGACAGCCUUAAGAAUCACAUGUUAAUUCAUACUGGAAAAAAGCCUUUCACCUGUUCUCAGUGUGGAAAAACUUUUUCACGUAAAGGAGUCCUUAGGAAUCACAUGAGAAUGCACACUGGAAUAAAGCCUUUCACCUGCUCUCAGUGUGGAAACACUUUCAGACGUAAAGAAAACCUUAAGAAGCACAUGUUAAUUCAUACUGGAAAAAAGCCUUUCACCUGCUCUCAGUGUGGAAACACCUUCACACGUAAAGAAAGCCUUAUGAAUCACAUGUUAAUUCAUACUGGAAAAAAGCCUUUCGCCUGCUUUCAGUGUGGAAACUCUUUUGCACGUAAAGGAAUCCUAAAGAAUCACAUGAAAAUUCACACUGGAUUAAAGCCUUUUACCUGCUCUAAGUGUGGAAAGUGUUUUACACAGAAAAGACAACUUAAUGAGCAUGUGCUAAUUCACACUUCAGAAAAGCCUUUCAGCUGCCCUCAGUGUGAAAAGACUUUCACACGUAAAGGAUACCUUGAGAAUCACAUGUUAACUCAUGCUGGAAUAAAGCCUUUCAGCUGCUCUCAGUGUGGAAAGAGUUUUACACAGAAAAGACAACUUAAUGAUCAUUUGCUAAUUCACACUUCAGAAAAGUCUUUCACCUGCUCUCAGUGUGGAAACACUUUCACAUGUAAAGGAAGCCUUAAGAGUCACAUGUUAAUUCACACCGGAAUAAAACCCUUUGUCUGCUCCCAGUGUGGCAAGGGUUUUACACAGAAAGGACACCUUAAGGAUCAUUUGGUAAUUCACGCUUCAGAAAAGCCUUUUACCUGCCCUCAGUGUGGAAACUCUUUCACACGGAAAGGAAGCCUGAAGAAUCACAUGUUAAUUCAUGCUGGAGUAAAGCCUUAUUCCUGUUCUCACUGUGGAAAGAGUUUUAGAUGUAAAGGACACCUUAAGGAUCAUUUGGUAAAACACACUUCAGAAAAGCCUUUCACCUGCCCUCAGUGUGGAAACACUUUCACACGUAAAGAAAGCCUUGAGAAUCACAUGUUAAUUCAUGCUGGGAAAAAGCCUUUCAGCUGCUCUCAUUGUGGAAAGAGUUUCACCUGUAUACAAGGAUUUAAUAGUCACAUGAGAAUUCACACUGAACAAAUGCGUUACACAUGUCAUCUGUGUGAGAAGAGAUUUAAAUGGAACACGAGUCUCAGAGCUCAUCUUCGCCAUUCUCACCCUGCAGUAAUGCAGUUUAAAGGAGCAGUAAGCGAUUUCGGAGGAACACUGUUGAAAGUGGAUCAGACCGAGCAGCACAACACACUUGUAGCCAAUCAGCAGUAGAGGGCGUGUCCACUCAUGAUGGGGGAGGACAGAGAAGGUGUGAUCCAUUUGACCAUAAGUGGACUGCAAAGUGGACUUUGCAGGGUAUUUUGCCAUCUUAAGUGUGAUUCCAGUCGGUAGGGAGCGAACAUGUUCAGUUCGAAAGGCACUUACGAAUGCGUUUUAAGUAUUCAUAAAUUUUGUUAUUAUACAAACUAAAGUAUUUAUGAAUUGUUAUGCUGAAAAGUUACAUUUGCAUAUUCUCUUGUAUGAAUAGGCAUGAUUAAAUAAAAGUGUUGAGAAGCAGCUCUCAGUUUUUAUUUUACUUUACCUCAGGUUUGUUUACUAUGCAGCUGCUUGUGGAAAAGAAAGCACAUGAGAUGAGACCAUAGACUAAAAAAAAAAUGGGCAAUGCACCUUCACUCUCUUCCAUUGUAGUAAGUGAAGCCGCUAGUGUUCCAAUAUGGCGCUGACAUCUUGAGUCUUGAGUCUGCGCAGAAGUUAACUUGGAGCCAGAGUCUGCGCAAUAGUGAGCACGAAGUGGAGCCACAAAAUCACACUCCUGCAUAAUAUAUUUCACUGCAGAACAAAUCAUUGUGUCGGUGUGAAAUAAAGCGUUAUGGAAAUGUAGAAAUUAAAGUUAAAGCUCCAAUCUCCUCCCAAAGAUCCAGAAAAAAGUCUAUUGGUGCUUCGGUGACUAAAUUGCUCAGAGAAGCUGUCAAUCUCAGCUGUCAAUCAUGACGUCAAAACCCACGUUUUUAUAGCAUCAAAUAUCGAACUAAAACCAAAUUUAUUUAAAGAAUGAACACUUAGAUAACAUCAGCAUGAUAAAAAAACAGCUUAAAUUGACAGAAACCAUCUUUG
Messenger RNA from Megalobrama amblycephala (Wuchang bream), 4100 nucleotides. RefSeq names its product gastrula zinc finger protein XlCGF57.1-like. Bases 1575 to 3257 code for a protein of 560 amino acids. Gene Ontology annotation, biological process: regulation of transcription by RNA polymerase II. The transcript is spliced from 2 exons. Gene Ontology annotation, molecular function: DNA-binding transcription factor activity; RNA polymerase II cis-regulatory region sequence-specific DNA binding. Lineage: Eukaryota; Metazoa; Chordata; Actinopteri; Cypriniformes; Xenocyprididae. The record is from RefSeq and is a predicted model, not a curated record.